Messenger RNA from Linum trigynum, 4810 nucleotides. Lineage: Eukaryota; Viridiplantae; Streptophyta; Magnoliopsida; Malpighiales; Linaceae. The record is from the annotation of a GenBank genome assembly.
UUUCAACGAAGAAUUCAUCUGAACUAGGAUCAUGCCGCUCAGCCAGCUCGAUGGUGAAGUGGUCAUGGUAAGGAUGAGGUUGUCUAAGGAAUUAUUCUAGUUUUGGCAAGUGAUUAGGAAGAAGUGAAGGCCUCGACUGGAUCAUUGAUAAAUUAUAAAGAACGAAUGAAAUCUAGUAAUGAUCGAGGGAAAAUGUUGUACAACUCUAAAUGAAGAUCAUCAGCGUAUUUUAGUUGGAUCCGUCAUAAGUCAUAAGUCGAGACUCUUGGAUAUGACACCAUUCCAGCCAAUUCUCACUUGAAUAUAAUCAUCACUUACAACUCACCGACAGACUUGCCUGAUGAUCCCAGUUCUUACAUACGACUAGUUGAACAUUUGCUUUAUUUUACUAUGAUUUGCCUAGACAUCAUUUAUAUGAUGAACAUUCUAUUUCUAGCUAGUUUCUUCAUGUUUCUAUCUCAUGUCCAUAUUCUUUGCUACUUAUCGUGUUCUCCAUUAUCUGAAGAAUUUUACGGGGACAGGGGUUGUUCUUUCCAUGCUACAUGUUUCUUAACACUUCAAACGUAUUAUGAUGUGAAUUGAGGUGCUUGUGAGAGCACUCGCCAUUCUACCACCGAGGUACAAUGUCCAACUUGGAUUGGCAAACCUAGUGUUUCAAUGGAUUGUUACUGUACAAGAAUGAGGUUCUCGAGAUAUUCAACCAUAGAAAUUAGUCGCCUCUAGUGACCAGCUCACUGGUAUUUUCACUAAUUAUAUUGUUGGGUGCUAGGCAAUUCCAUUUCUCUUCAAACUCAGCAUUCCCGAUCUUCAUGCAUCUAACUUGAGGAGGAAUGUAGGAUUCGUACCUUAUCGUUUUAUUGCUCAACUCAAUUAAUUAUUUUUUGGUGAUCAAGUUGUACUUUGGCUUCUUUAGAGAGCUAGAUCAUAUUUCGCCCUAGCUUUAUCCCACACGAUAUAUAUUAGCAUCACAUAUCCAUAAUUGUCACAGCUAAUAUAAAAGAGUAAGAAAAAAUAAGCUUUGACCGUGGUUGGAAUCUCUGCCGCUCUUCGACCGAUUGUUUCAAGUAUCGUUCCAGUCUCUCGUUUGUGCCCCGCGACACCUCGACCGUAAAAGUAGGGGUGGGUGGGUAGCUACUCUCCUCUAAAUUGAAUUCAUAUUAUCGAUUCAAUAAGAAAAAUAUUAUCUUCUCAUAAUUCUCCCUACCAGAAAAAAAGAAUCUCACUGGAAAAAAAAAAGAAAUAACAGCAAUAAAAGUCAGACAUGUGUUAAAUAUUAUACACUUCAUAUAAACAACACUCAAUCGAAAAAAAAAAAAAUAUGACAUAAAUUUACAAAUAUAAGAACCAAGAACAUGCAUUUUACAGUUAUGAAGUCAACACUUUUUUUCCCCUCCCCCUAAGUUAAAAUCCUUAAAUUAUUAGCUCAUAAUUGGUGGAUAAAACUUGGGAAUCUGAAAGACAAAUUAAUGGCUCCUUCUCGUUGACUAAAUAACCCUUAUAAGUUAAAUGCCAUAUCAUAUCAGUCUAUAAAUACCAACAAAACCCUCCCUUCCAUUUCCCACCACAUCUCAAAACCCUCUAAUCUCUCCCCUUUCUUCCUUAAAAUCAUUUUUCUCGGGAACCCAAAAAAAAAAAAAAACAUAUACAGUUAAUUAGUUGUGCACAUGGCCAGCUUUCGCCCAACUCAGCAACUACCGGCGGCCGGCGGCCGAGGAACCACCACAUCAUCAUCGUCGUCGUCCGACGGACAGCCCAACAACCGCGUAGCCGCCGUGGCCGGAACCCCCUCCCCGCCAACCAAUCAUACUACUAAUACCAUUCCCGACGAUGAUCAGCAGCCGGGAUGGAGGAAGUUCCUGAAGUUCAUUGGGCCGGGUUUCCUCGUCUCACUGGCCUACCUCGACCCGGGAAACCUGGAAACUGACCUGCAGGCCGGGGCUAAUCACGGUUACGAGCUAUUGUGGAUUAUACUGAUUGGGCUGAUCUUCGCUCUCAUUAUCCAAUCUCUUGCUGCCAACCUUGGCGUUAGCACCGGGAAGCACUUAUCCGAACUGUGCAAGGCCGAGUAUCCUCAAUUUGUGAAGAUCUGCCUAUGGCUGCUCGCCGAGCUUGCUGUAAUUGCUGCCGAUAUACCCGAAGUGAUUGGGACAGCUUUCGCACUGAACAUUUUGUUUCACAUCCCGGUCUGGGCCGGCGUCCUCCUCACCGGCAGCAGCACUCUCUUGCUCCUUGGCCUCCAGAAAUAUGGGGUGAGGAAGCUGGAGCUGUUAAUCUCACUGCUGGUGUUCGUAAUGGCGGCAUGUUUCUUCGGCGAGAUGGGUUACGUAAAACCUCCGGCGUCGGAUGUUCUGAAAGGAAUGUUUAUUCCGAAGCUCGCCGGCCAGAGUGCCACCGGCGACGCGAUUGCCCUCCUCGGCGCCCUCAUCAUGCCGCAUAACCUGUUUCUCCACUCGGCUCUUGUCCUCUCCCGGAAAGUUCCCAAUUCCGUCCGUGGCGUCAACGACGCUUGCCGGUAUUUCCUGAUCGAGAGCGGAUUCGCCCUGUUCGUAGCGUUUCUGAUCAACGUCUCGGUCAUCUCGGUCUCGGGUAAAGUUUGCACAGGUACGAAUAUCACCGCCGAAGAUGCCGAACGUUGCAGCGACCUCACCCUCAACUCUGCCUCUUUCCUUCUCAGGAAUGUGUUGGGAAGAUCGAGCAAGGUUUUGUACGGAGUUGCCCUGCUAGCUUCAGGGCAGAGCUCUGCAAUCACGGGAACAUAUGCAGGGCAGUACAUAAUGCAAGGGUUCUUAGACCUCAAGAUGAGAACUUGGCUGAGGAACCUAAUCACACGAAGCAUUGCAAUUACUCCCAGCUUGAUCGUGGCCAUCAUCGGAGGAUCCGCCGGCGCCGGCCGGCUGAUCAUCAUUGCAUCGAUGAUCCUCUCGUUCGAGCUUCCAUUCGCUCUGAUCCCUCUUCUCAAGUUCAGCAGCAGCAGUACAAAGAUGGGACCUUACAAGAACUCCAUCUAUAUCAUCGUGGUGUCGUGGAUUCUCGGGCUAGGAAUCAUCGCGAUCAAUGUGUACUAUCUGUCCACUGGAUUCGUCGGGUGGCUGAUCGACGGCGACCUCCACAGAGUCGGGAAAGUGUUCAUUGGGAUUAUAGUUUUCCCACUCAUGGCGAUCUAUGUUCUUGCAGUCAUUUACCUGACGUUCAGGAAAGAUGUCGUUGUAACUUACAUCGAGCCGGUGAAGGGAGUUGAAGAAGGAUUCGGGGGAGAAGCAGCAACAGGGGAAGGUCAGCUUCCUUAUAGGGAGGAUUUGGCCGAUAUCCCAUUGCCGCAAUGAGAGAGACUCCAUUGACAAAAGAGAAGUAGCUCGAUGGUGUUGUGGAAACUUCCUUGUGAUAUAGCUAGGGAAUCACAGUUUUGGUGAAUCUCGUGCUUGCAAAAUCAACCUCUGUUUCGUUGUUUUUUCUUUCUCUAGUUGCAAGUGCUCAACGUGUGAUGUGGUGGAGUAUAUAAAUUGUUUAGUGUAAUGUAGGAAAGCUCCAUUGCUCCUCCAUCGAGUGAAACUUUGUCUUAAGAUGAUGGGUUUUCUUGUUGUUGUAUUUGUUGUGUUUUAACUUGUGUGUCUUGGGCCUUACUACUAAUGUGGUUACAUUUUUGUGGCAAGUCUUCCAUCCUUCUAUAAUGUUAUUGUUACUUUGUACUCAUAAUAAAAAGUCAAAUGUUAAUGACACUUCUCUCCUCUUUUUCAUCCUUUUCUUUAGGGUUGGCUACCUGGUACGGACUGUUUGGUUUUACCCGAAACCAGACCGUAUAACCCAGACCGGGACCGGAUAGCAAACAAUCCAAAUCUCAUAUUCGGGCUUAGAUUUGAGGUAAAAAAAAAAACCCGGAUAAAGACCGGAUAAGAGACCCCCAACACCUAAAAUCAAGAUCAAAUUAGGACCGGACCGGGUCAAGACCGGGCUGUAUCCAAUCCAAUCUUUGGUCCUUAUAAUCCUGAAAAGACCGGACUGAGACCGGAUCAAUUUGGUCCAAUUUAACCGGACCGUAUAGCCACCCCCUACUUUUCUUAUAUCUUUGAAUUGUGAGUCAUAGCUACCUUUUAGGGGAUCGGACGCUCAUGGUACAUAUAAAUUUUGGCGAAUAUUUGCUAGCGGUAAAACAAUAAUCAUACUAAAAGCCGUUGUUUGCGUAAAACUUUGCUAUUUUGCGGACCAAAAAGUAACAAAGACUAGCGGUAAAACAAUAAUCAGACUAAAAAACAGUUGUUUGCGUAAAACUUUGCUAUUUUGCGUACCAAAAAGUAACAAAGGUAUGAAUAAAUGAUCAACACAUAUGUUUUCUUUCGGAUUUGGAUCUAUGUACUUUGAGAUGACUUUCUCAGUAGUCUUGUGUGGGGCUCUCUCUAUAACGAACAACACCCUUCGCUCUAAACAACACCCAUCUCGGGUCUUCAAACAACACCCUUGCUCUGUAGGGCCGACUGAAAAACGACAACAUUCCGGGUGGUAUAUAAUUAGGGUUUUUGGUUGGACUGUCCGAUUCAAUUGGGUUUGAUCAUAAAAAAUUUUAUUAAUAUUUUAAGUGACGUGGCGUGCUGAUUGGAAGAAACUAUUGAUUUUUUUAUAAUGGCGAAAUAUAUUAUUAAUAGAACAAAAACACGAAAAAGGGACUAACAAUUUUUUUGAUGGAGAUGGACGAAAUGAUCAUUUCAUUCUCUCCGAAAUCUUUUACUAAAACGUGCAUAAUGAAAGAUUUGUGACCAUAUGGUUCAAAAGUAAAUAUGUUUAUAACCGUUUAUGCUAAUUAAACGAAAUAUCUUUG